Molecule: messenger RNA, 1155 nt
Organism: Venustampulla echinocandica
Lineage: Eukaryota; Fungi; Ascomycota; Leotiomycetes; Helotiales; Pleuroascaceae
Exons: 3
Coding region: 1-1155 (384 amino acids)
Molecular function (GO): oxidoreductase activity, acting on paired donors, with incorporation or reduction of molecular oxygen; monooxygenase activity; heme binding
Source: RefSeq, a predicted model, not a curated record
AUGCGAGACCAAGAUGAGCACGGCCGCCAUCGACGAGUUGUGGCCAAUGCAUACGCCUUGACAACUCUGAGAAACUAUGAACCUUACAUAGAUGAGCUUCUUGAAACGCUCUUCCAGGUGUUGGACAAGAAUUGUAAAAGUGGGGAGACAAUCGAUAUUGCACGUUGGACGUAUUACUUUUCUUUCGAUGUAAUCGGAUACCUCUCCUUCGGAUCCCCUAUAGGAUUCUUGAAAGAGGGAAAGGACGUACAUCACCUCAUCAAAAUGCAGAUGUUCAUCAUCUCUUACCUCAGACAUCUCCUGACCAUUCCAUGGCUCCGCUAUCUUCUCGCCAGCAGCCCGCUUCUCGAUAUCUUUAGCAAAAGGAAGCCAACCACUCGUAAUGGUUUCCUCGCUUUCAUCGAGGAACGUGUUCAGCAUCGACUCCAAAAUCCAUUGCCAGACGCCGAAGCAAGGCCAGAUAUCCUGGCCCACUUUGUCGCUCAGAAAGAGAAACAUCCAGACAUCAUGACUGACAAGAACAUCAUGAAUUCAGCUGUUCUGAAUCUCGGUGCCGGGGCACUUACAACGUCCAAGGUCCUUGAGAUGGUAUUUAGAUAUUUAGUGGACAAUCUGCCAGCACAAGAACACAUAUUUCAAGAAAUGCAAGAGAACGGGUGUACAUUCCCGAUCACGUGGACAGAGACACAAACACUCCCAUACCUUGAAGCAGUUAUGCGAGAGGCAAUCCGCCUGCAUGUUUCUUUAGGUAGUAACCUCAUGAGAGAAGUGCCGGCAUCUGGCCUUGAGCUUCCUAGUGGGCAUCGGCUACCACCCAAAACCUCCGUUGGUAUAAGACCGUUCGCAUUGGCGAGUCGAGAGGACUGCUUCGGAAAGGAUCCCUUGACCUUUAAUCCUGAUCGAUGGCUACAAAAGCCGACUGAAACUGGCGAGGAACACAUGGAGCGCAGACGUAUGAUGGAUCGCUCGGACCUUACGUUUGGCAAGGGGUCCCGUUCAUGUAUUGGCAAGAACAUUGCCUUGCUGGAGACGUACAAGGCCGUUGCAUCCCUGGUCGGGAGAUAUCAAUUUUCUCCCGCUGAAUCGUCAGAGCCGAAGAAGAGGCGCCAGCUAUUUGUCAAGGUGAAAAAGAGAGAGCCGUGCAAAAAAUCUUGA